This is a messenger RNA of Alexandromys fortis (reed vole), 1939 nucleotides long. RefSeq names its product proteasome activator subunit 3 interacting protein 1 (gene Psme3ip1). Gene Ontology annotation, cellular component: nucleus. Lineage: Eukaryota; Metazoa; Chordata; Mammalia; Rodentia; Cricetidae. The transcript is spliced from 10 exons. Bases 524 to 1285 code for a protein of 253 amino acids. The record is from RefSeq and is a predicted model, not a curated record.
AAGCGGGGAGGAAAUUUGUUGUGGCGGUGAGGAAGAGGAAGCCCCGAAGGGUCAAAAGGAAUACAAAAGCAAAGUCCGCUGCUUGCUUUAAACCGUUGUUCUUUCAGUCUUUCUGACCUAUUUUUUUAAGAGCGAGCGGCCUUGGCGGCGGCGGUUUGAGUUAGACGCCGCGGAGGUGAGGGAGGCUCUCCUCCCGUGCUCUGGGAGUGCUGGAAUUACAGGUGUGAACUACCACACCCAACCUACAUGGUUGUAGUUAUUGACUGUAAGACGGUUUUAAUCCUUGAGAGAGCUGAAUGUUCUUUUGGAGAAGAAAUAUUCUGACUAUUAUACAGAGAAUUGAACUCAGGUCAUCAGGCUUGGCAGCAGACACCUUUACUCUCUGAGGCAUUUGACUAACCUGGAUUUUGAGGUCUGUCCCCUCCCUGCUGUACAGACUGGGAUUGACUAAGACUCCUUGAGGCCCUGAGAUUCUCCGUUAGAAUCUGUGUUGGAGAUUUUUCCCCCCGCAGACUGUUCCAUUAUGGAUGGAGGAGAUGAUGGUAACCUUGUCAUCAAAAAGAGGUUUGUGUCCGAGGCAGAGCUAGAUGAGCGACGCAAAAGGAGGCAAGAAGAGUGGGAAAAGGUUCGAAAACCAGAAGAUCCACAAGAAUGUCCAGAGGAGGCUUAUGACCCCCGGUCUCUGUACGAACGGCUCCAGGAGCAGAAAGACAGGAAGCAGCAGGAGUAUGAGGAACAGUUCAAAUUCAAAAAUAUGGUAAGAGGUUUAGAUGAAGAUGAGACCAACUUCCUUGAUGAGGUUUCUCGUCAGCAGGAACUGAUAGAAAAGCAGCGACGAGAAGAAGAACUGGAGGAGCUGAAGGAGUACAGAAGUAAUCUCAACAAGGUUGGAAUUUCUGCAGAAAAUAAAGAAGUAGAGAAGAAGCUGGCUGUGAAACCCAUAGAAACCAAGAGCAAGUUCUCCCAGGCGAAGCUGUUGGCAGGAGCUGUGAAGCAUAAGAGCUCAGAGAGUGGCAAUAGUGUGAAAAGACUGAAACCAGACCCCAACCCAGAUGACAAGGCUCAAGAGGCUCCAUCCUGCGUGUCUCUUGGAAGCUCUUCUCUGAGUGGCCCCUCCAUCCACUGCCCAUCUGCUGCUGUCUGCAUCGGCAUCCUCCCGGGCCUGGGUGCCUACUCCGGGAGCAGUGACUCCGAGUCCAGUUCAGACAGUGAAGGCACCAUCAAUGCUACAGGGAAGAUCGUCUCCUCCAUCUUCCGAACCAACACCUUCCUCGAAGCACCCUAGCUCCUGACAUUACCAUAGGAAGCGUCUCCCCAGAGGGUUAAAUGCCUGUUCUGACUCAGCAUCACCUCCCUCAGAAAACUUCUUCACCUGCUUCCUGUGCACAUGUGACAUUCUAACCUAACCUAGAAUUGUGCCAGAGUCUGCUUGUGGCUCAGACUCUGCUUGGUUUCUCUUUGUGUUCCAGUGCAGAUGACCAAACCUGUCCCAGCGAUAGGAGUUGGGGUUCAGGCAAGUCUCAGAAAUGCCACUGGUGGUGCAAGGGUUCACCGUACCUUGUUUUCCUGUUUUUCUCCUUUCCUAGUAGCACAGGAAGCAUUGUCUUGAUACACUAUUGUAGGUGAAUGGGCUGCUUGGUUCUGCCAUGUUGUGUGUGGCAUAGAGAAGGGCAGACUAGCUGCUGACCUGAGUUAUGCCCUAGGUCUGACCCUUCCUGGAUGUUAUGUGACUAAAGAUUGCAAACCACACCCACAAGGCUAUGAGCCAACCACAGCCCUUGAGGUGAUGUUCUUCCAUGUUGUUAUUCCCCCCUCUCCAGCCUGCGGAGGUAGGAAGGAGCUGGAAAGGAUGACAUGUCCAUCUUCUGCCCACCUUCUCUCCCUGGAAAACUGUUUUGAUUUUGUUUUUGAAAUAAAGAAUUUAGUUUAAGAUUCUAAA